Molecule: messenger RNA, 1350 nt
Organism: Arxiozyma heterogenica
Lineage: Eukaryota; Fungi; Ascomycota; Saccharomycetes; Saccharomycetales; Saccharomycetaceae
Gene: RSM23
Product: mitochondrial 37S ribosomal protein mS29 RSM23
Exons: 1
Coding region: 1-1350 (449 amino acids)
Biological process (GO): mitochondrial translation
Cellular component (GO): mitochondrial small ribosomal subunit
Molecular function (GO): structural constituent of ribosome
Source: RefSeq, a predicted model, not a curated record
AUGUUAAGGAUACAGACAAAAUUAUUUUCUACUUCCACCAUCAGAUUAGUUGCAGUUUCAAAGAAUGCUGCAGCUUCUAAGGGGAAAGCAAAACCUCAGGGCUACUCCAAAGCUUCCUCGAACUAUGUAAAGCCUACUUCAAAGAGAAUUACUUCCACUACGUUAUACAAGAAUUGGGUUGAUACAAUGCAUACUGCAAGAUUGAAUAAAAAUGCUAAAGAGAUCACUUUACCUAUCUUUAACUCUAUCAAGAUUGAUCAAUCAAUAAACAAGGUUUGUGAUUUUUCAACAAAUCAAUUAAAAUGUUUACACCAUCUUGGUUCUUUUAAAAAAAAUCAAUACAGAGAGUUAUUCUCUAAACCCUCUUCUUUAAUAAGAAGGGAGUCCAUAGGGAAAUUAAUUCAAAAUAUAUCUAAUAGCAAUGGUAACAAUUCAAAUAGAAUAAUCAUUACUGGUGAGCCUGGUGUAGGAAAAAGCACUCUACUGGCACAAUUACAUGCUUAUGCUGUUGAAUCUAAAUAUUUGAUCAUCAAUAUCCCUUACCCUGAAUUAUUUCUUAACGGUAGAAAUGAUUUCUUUUGGGAUGAAAAUCUAAAAUCCUAUGUUCAACCAAUGUAUUUGAAAAAACUAUUGUCCAAGAUCCUAAAGGCCAAUGAACACCAAUUAUUAUCAGCAAUUAGUCUACAAAGUGACUAUAAAUUCUCUUUCACUACAUUAACUGGUGUCCAAGAGAUCGUUUUACAAAAGGAUAACCAUACUUUAUUGGAUUUAUUGAAAUGCAAGGUUAACCCAAGCCUACGUGGUACUCAAUUCAAAAUAUUCCUUGAUGAAAUUUAUUCACAGAUUGAGAUCCCGGUAUUGUUCACUGUAGAUAAUGUCUCACGUCUAUUAACAUCUUCCUAUACCGCAUAUAGAGAUACAGAGAAUAGAUUGAUACCAACGUUGAAAUUCCAAAUUGCAAGUACUAUCAUGAAUAUUGUUAGUGGUAAAAUACCUUUCAAGAAUCCACAAAGUUCAUUUGUAGCAGCCAUCUCUGGUGUGGAUCGCACUAAUAGAACCUUGCCAGUCGGACUGAAUAAAUUGGAAGAAGAUGUAUACAUUAGGCAAUAUCAUUACGAUCCAGUCUACGCUAAUCUCUUGAAGCAAGGUGACGUUAAAGAAUUUCAUUUAUCAAAGAUGAAUAAAGAUGAGGUUAAACUGUUGUUAGAUUAUUAUUCUCAAUGCGAUAUCUUGCCUAUCAGAGAUAUACAGGAUAAAGAUACAGAAAAGCUAGUGGAUGAAAAAUUCUUUAUUAGUGGAAAUGGUAAUCCAAGAGAAUUAUUGAAAAGUAUUACCUUGGCCUAUAGAUAA